Orbicella faveolata is the source of this 4039-nucleotide messenger RNA. RefSeq lists its product as uncharacterized. NCBI's taxonomy places the organism in Eukaryota, Metazoa, Cnidaria, Anthozoa, Scleractinia, Merulinidae. The record is from RefSeq and is a predicted model, not a curated record. Gene Ontology annotation, molecular function: cysteine-type endopeptidase activity. Gene Ontology annotation, biological process: proteolysis.
ACUUUUUCCGGUGGAAAUAAACCAAUGAGAAACCCAUAAAAACAAACGAAACCAGUUCUCGGUACUAAGGAUUUCCCGCGUUUCGCGGAAAGCAGCCGGAAGUGUGAACCUCCGAAUGGAAGUUUUAAUCAUUGGGAGAAAUCCCAGGUUGUAUUUUUAGCUUUUGACAAAGUUUUGAGCAUUAUUUCUACCUGUGCGUGGGUCGACUACUUCUUACAUCUUGUUUUAGCUCGUGGGAGUAAGGACAAACAGACAUCGAGUUGUUUCAAAUCAGCAUUUUCCGCUAAAAUUUGCUACAAUGGAUAAAAUUCAUAGGGAAGUGUUGGGAAAGAUGACAUUCAAAAUCAUGGGAAGGAUUUCCAGUCCGAGAGUUUUUUCGGGAUAUCUUAGGGAAAUAUUUAGUCCCUCGGACGUAGAAGAAAUUGCAGCGAAAGAAGCUCAGAAGGGGGCCAUUCAUGGAACACAGACUAUGCUGAGUAUACUGGAAAAGAGAGGACCCAAAGCUUACGGGCUUUUUGUAGAGGUUUUGCGAAGUCCUGACAUUCGUCUAGACGAUCUAGCAGAUGAGCUGGAGGACGAAGAGAGUAAACUGCGAGGGAAGACAGAGCCACCGAUGCGAAGGGCACAAAGUCUUCCAACAUCUGCUGAACCUGUGGAACCAUAUGGUGAUGCAGAGGCCUGUUCCCCACCCCCUCCAUAUUCAGCACCAGCUGUGCAAAGCUACAAUGCAGGAAAUGGCUAUGGAAGAUUCAACAACAGUCAUGGACAAGGGGCUAGGAACAUUUAUAAACAGCCCUCGAUUCCAGAAAUGAGCAAUCAAGAUAAUCCAGAGGUGCUCCUCACUGAGGGCACUCUUAUCAGGGACAUUCCCUACCGUCUGCGCAACAAGAUUGAGAUGCUGUUAGAUCCACCAGAUGCAAAUCAUCAUGACUGGCGGGGAAUGGCAUCUGUCAUGGACCUGAAUACCGAAGAAGUAAGACAACUGGAGAAUGCCCGAGAAAAUGGGAAAAUGAAAGGACUUGUUGAAAGGAUGAUACAAAGACACAAGACUGUUAAUGAUCUCUUGGGGUGGUUGAAGCAUCCUGAUGUACAGAGAUUGGACGUGAUAGAUGAAAUAAAAAAGGAGAGUCAUCGCAUUUCCGAGCUGAUGAUAGAAGAUAAUGAAAGCUCUGAAGAACAGGAAUCAGUUGCUACAGCAGUGGUGUCUUCAGCUGAAGAAACCAGCAGCCCAGAAACAAAAUCCAAGUCAAUGAGAAUUCCACAACAAGAAUGCAGUCAAGAUCCUCAGAAAAUUGAUAGAAAGCCAGAUGCUCGCGUCCCCAGUCAGGUAGAAUCUGAUGACGAUCCAAAAGCAAUUGGAGGACAAACAAAGCUUCAUGAAGAACAAGACUUGAGUGUAACAAGUCAGAUGGAUGAUCUAGAUAUUGACAGCAAACCAGAUUAUCGGAAGCCCAGCCAGGAGGAGGGGAGUAGCAGCAUUGCUGCUAAUGAUGACGAUGUGUUUGACUCCACAGAUUAUGUGAAAAAGCAAUUCCAUGCGCUUUUAAUCAGCUGCAGUACUGGAAAUGACAAAGAGGACAAAAAACAUGACAUUGAACUGAGAAAUUUGGAAGAGGAGCUUGAAGACUCCUGGGAUGUAGUGAAACGCCAAGCCAAGUGCAAAGUGUCAAAUUUGAUCCAAACUGUGCACUCAUUUUUGAUGAAUCCUGGAGAGUCUGGAAAAAUUGUCUCCUUUGUUUACCUGGCAGGUCCUACAGUGCAGAUAAAUGGUGAGAAUUACCUGCUUCCAUCUGACCUCAAGAGUCCUUCUUCUCGAGCUGAUCUCAUGCACAGUUCCUUGAACAUCAACUGGCUAGUGAAACAGCUGUGUGAAAAUUAUAUGCAAGUAGUAAUUGUAGAUGGGGCUCAUGAGAAUAGUGUGAAAGACCUUAACUUGAAUGGCGUUCUCCAAGGAUUGGCCCCAAUUCAGCCACCCCCAAAUGGAAUCAUUGCUUUUCCAUGUCCUCCAGGAACUAUCCGUCCAGAGCAAGAAAGACUAGCCUAUGUAAAAAGUGUGGUGAAAAACUUGAAGGAGGAGUCAAACAUGAUGUUAGCUGAUCUUUUUGAGAAAGUGCGAGUAGAUUUGGCAAGUCAGUCUGUCAGCUCUCCUGUGGAAUUUUCUCGCACCACAUCUCCACUACCAAUCUGUGUCAAUCCAGAGGAUAUGCAAGGUCUUCAUGUGGAUUCCUCUGAAGGAACAACUUACCAUGCAAUAAUAGUUGCAAACGCCAAUUAUGAGGGACGCACCGUUGACACAAAGCAGUGCAUCAAGGACCGAGAACAACUUCGAAUGGCACUGUUAAAAAAUGGAUGGAAAUGUGAGCUAGAGGCUUGUGAUAAACCAGCAAAAGUUAUCAUUGAAGAGCUGAGGAAGGCUAUAAACAAGUUGGCUGAUGACCAGAAAAGAGUUGUGAUGGUCUAUUUCAUGGGCUAUACUAAAAUGAUAAUGGACAUUAACUAUUUCUUUGGAAGUGAUUUCACGGCUUUUGCAGCUGAACCUCUCCGCUCGAGUGUACCCCUUCAGUGGGCGUUGGAUCUCAUGUGUGAAAAACUGAUUGGUAAAAAGAUUUUGAUAGUCGAUGAUCUGAAUACAUCCAGUACAGAAGGCCUGGCGGAAAUGAGUGCACCGCUGGACGUCAUGAUUAGCUUACCCAAAGGAGCCCGAAGCGACCCUAAUUCCAGCAGCAGGCAGCGUGAAGCAAGUUUUACAAGUAACUUUGCUCGUCUGCUGGAAGCUAAAGCCGGCCAGUUGCCUUUGAAGGAGAUGGUAAAGAGAGCUGCUCGUGCGUCAUUCGACCAACACCGCCUCAGUUCAAACUUAUACCAUCCAAAAUAAGGCAAUUCCCGUUAAAUAGCAUCAUAAAAAAGAGUACUUUAGCUUUAAAAGCAAUAUUUAUAUUACACCAAAUUAAGUACAAUAUGGAACAAGUUUCGAAUGUCUUCCAAUUUACAUCGCGUCUUCGCUCUGACCAAUCAGAGAGGAGCAACUUAGAACCCGCGUUCUUUUUUUUGCUGGCUAGUAGUAGUAGUAGUAGUAGUAGAAGGGCUUUAUUCAAGUGUCGAGGUGUUUCAGUAGCUUUUGACAAACUAAUUGGGGACACUAAUAAAAUCUUAAGUGGAUACAUUAAAAUUAAGACAUUUACACAUACACAAGUAGAAAAAUCUAAAAGGUAAAAAAAUCUAGCUAAUUAUUACACGUGCAUGCUAAUUGAGGACACAAACAGAAUAAAAAAAUAGGGUAUUUACACAAAUACAGGUAAAAAGAUCUAAAAUCUUUUAAGAUCUAAAAUCUAAGAUCUAAGAAAGAUCUAGGCUGAUGUUGACUAAACCUCUUGUUUAGUUUUCCGUUGGAGACGAUCGAUUUUUGUGUGUUUAUCCCAGGGUGACCAGCUAGUUAAACAUGUAAAUCAAAUAUAGGCUCAAUUUCCGCUGCUCCCUCGGGUCGGUGUAAGCGCGGGCUCAUUUCCCGAAACAGCGGCUCUUAGUCAACCUACAUGAAACUGCAGGACUUUUAUUGCAUAAAUGCCAAUAUGUUGCAGUUUUAUUCUGUGGAGGACUGAUAUUUUAGCCACAAGCAUUACUGACCAAAACAGAUGACGUGUCCCGAGGGCAACAAUUUUGCGUAAAAACUUUCGGUGUGCUAACAGACAACUAAAAAUAACUGAAAGUUUUCUACAUGAACUGAUCAACUCUGCUCUUUCGCUAUCGACUUAAUUACUUUAUCUUUUUAGUGGGAAGCGUCAAUGUUGGAUUUAUGAGCGUUUGUUUGUUACAUAGGACGGUAUAUUUUAUGUGACUAGCUUUUGAAUUAGCAGACAAAGGGAAUAUGACAUUAGUUGUUCCUAGUCCUAUUUAAAUGAAAAGGAAAACUUUUAUUUCCUCACGUUAAAACGUACUUAAGCUAAUAUAUUCUAGGUCGAUUUUUAGCACCAAAUAUUGAAAUUUCGGAAACUCAUACCAUGAGAAUAAACGUUUUUCUUUAUCACAAACUGCAGUUACA